This is a messenger RNA of Gallus gallus (chicken), 19392 nucleotides long. RefSeq names its product PHD finger protein 21A (gene PHF21A). Gene Ontology annotation, biological process: negative regulation of transcription by RNA polymerase II. Gene Ontology annotation, molecular function: chromatin binding. Lineage: Eukaryota; Metazoa; Chordata; Aves; Galliformes; Phasianidae. Bases 12209 to 14248 code for a protein of 679 amino acids. Gene Ontology annotation, cellular component: histone deacetylase complex. The transcript has 19 exons. The record is from RefSeq and is a predicted model, not a curated record.
GGGGCCGGGUGCGCCGCCAUCAUCGCGGAUCGGGUCUGGGCGGGGGUCUCUUCCCUGUGGUGACAGUGGCAAGACCCGAGGGAAUGGCAUGGAGACGCGCCAGGGAAGGGUCAGGAGCCUAGGGCUGCAGUGCAGGAGGAUGGGAUAAACGAGGAAUUCACUCUUUCCACUUCUGUAGUCUUUUGAGUCGCGUUCCGAAUCGUAUCGAGCAGCUAUCUUUUGCAAAACCGCCUACUCUUUUAAAAUGAAAUCUAAACAGAGCUUGAAAAUAAAAGGUAAGUGUGGAAUUAAUCCAGUUUCCGCAGGUUUGUUCCCCACCACUGUGAAAAACAGGAUUUAUAGGAGGGUUGUAGGACGUGAGUGAGAGGAAAGCUCUAUAUUCAAGAAGUGAUCGACCUUGUAUUAGGUAAUGGAUGAUUGUAAGAACAAGGAAGCUUUCACAGGCGUUAAUAUUCUUGGUGGCAGCAGACUGAACUGGCAAAUACGUACACAGUUGGCAAAGCCUUGUAUGCAGUAGCAGAUCAUCUGAGUGGUACGGAGGGAAGAAGGAGGUGCGUAAGGACAUCCUCACAGGUUCUUCAUGUGCAUGAGAGCUGGUCACCAGUGCCAAUGCGUUGUCUGUAUCUUUAAUGUUUUUUAUCUUUGAUGUGGGCUCGCCACCUGCUUGGAUGUGCUGUUUCUGCACUGAAGACACUGCUUAGGCUGCCUUGGGCUGCCAACUUGUCUCCAGAUCGUACAGAGGGAGUAAAUUCUACACAAACAGGAGCAGGGAGGAUCAAUGAAGAGUCUGUAUGCAAGUGCUACGUUAUGAAAGAUCAUGAGGAGAAGGGGUUCAGAAUGUGCCAGCAGAGCUGAGUGGGCUAAGUUUGUGUACUGCAUUUGGUGGAAGCUAAACAGAAAAUAGUCUGUGAACUGAAAUACGAAGGACAGAAAUACGAAGGAUUGUUAAGGACAACAAAGGCUGAGCUGUCCAAACCAUGGAAGGCAUGGGCAGAGCUUUCCCUGGACUUGGAAAACUUCCUGAUGCACUGAAGUCUGAAGUCCGAAUCACGGGCACGCAAAGUCGCUGUGCAAUAGAAUGAACCAGGAAGCUUUUAGUGGGCGGCUUAUCCUGGAACAGUUCACCGAAUGUGAUAUCUCUUUGAACAGGUAUUUAUUUCACAGGCGCUUUUUUGCUGCUGUGUAGCUAAUACUUACUUAAAGGGGGAAAUAGCUGGAUGACCAACUAGUUCUUCAAAAGAUACUACCUAAGUUCAAACAAAUGACACUCAGAGUAAAUACAGAGAUGCCACAGAGCUCCGGUGACUGCUGAUUUUGAUUUGGUUAGAAAGGUGCCAAAAUCAGAGUCUGGAGAUACUUAGCCCUGUUUUUUGCAGUCUGCCAUGGUACCUAAUUACUGUUUCUGAUAUUAUCAUCUGCUUUAACACACAAAUUCCCUCAAACAGCGGUAGUCCCUAAUAUAUCCCUCUUAUAUUCCCAUCUUCUUGGCCACAUAUUGCUUACCGUGCUAAGUGCUAAAUGGCUUUUGGAAAGUGCUAAGAGGGUGCUGUGAAAGGGCUAAGCUGAGUUUCACAAACAACUGCCUGAACAGAGAAACAGUGUUAUUAGGGAGGGUAGUGCCAGCAGGCCGGCGUGGGCUUAUUCUGACAAAUCUGAAGAGCCGAACUUCACGGUCGUGUUCUUAGGAUGUUUUAAAUGAGACGUUCUCACCUUGCAGAAAUGAAGUUUUUUUGUUCCUAACUGAAAUAAAACAACUGGAUACUUCAUCAGAAAUAUUCAACAGGAUCAGUAUGUUCCAGGUCAAGUUCAUCUACUCUGCCAUUUCUACCAGAAACCAGCUCGGCACUCGAUAAUUCUUAGAAUGGAAGAACGAUUCUUGGAAGAUGAUGGGAACAAAGCCCCAGAGCUAGAAAAGGAACAUUGUUUCUUAAGCUCCAGCCAAUCUCAGGAAAACAAAAACCAACCCAGCCACAAAGGUACCAGAUCUGCACGACAAUUCAGAUGUUCCUUGACGAAACACAACUGUGUGGGCAUUUGCAGAAAGAGAGUAAAACAGAUCAAUAUUUGUUAUCUUCUUCAACGUGCGGCAGCACGUCGGGGCCGGUGUAUGAGCUUCAGCCUGCGAGUGGAAGGGCAGCGUCACAAUAGCAGAAGCCACUUAAUUGCAAGAGAGUCUCAAAAAUGCUGUGUGCACAGUCUUUCUGAAGAGUCAGUUCCCUGGGUGAAACAGCUCGGUCUGUGGUCUUGCGUUGUUUCUCUGCUUGUGUAUCAAAGUGCUUAACUGUUGGAAGAGGCACUCCCUUGAAUUGUGAUCACAAGGCACCUCUUUGACGCGUCAGUCACUGUCACUUAGGGGAUCUCAGCUCUGUUGGGCUACAGCAAAGCUUUUCAGUCUAGUGAGUGCUGGUGUGGACUGGUUUCUGGCCUUAGUGAGCAGUCACACUACUGCUAAUGGGUGAAGUUAACUCUAAUCCAGAAGGUCCGAAAAAGACCUGUUUUCAGUUAGUGAGUAUUUUGUUAAUUCUAUGGGGUGCUUCAGAUAGGAUCAUUUUCUGCGUGAAAGAGAUGUAGUAUCAUGAACAUUGAUGGCUGCUUUGCUAACUUUUAGUUUUCCAGUUUUUGCAGUUAGAUUACUACAGGUUAGGUGCUACUUAAUGUGGUUAAAUCAGUGGAAUGAAUUGCUUCUUUUUUCUUUUUUGCUCUAGCAACAUACUUCGAAAGCACUUAUUCCCUUAAGAAUAAUAGCAUCUGUAACUGUUUUACCUAACUAUUGGAGUUCUGAAAUGUGUUUAUUACAAAAAAAAAAAAAAAAAAAAAAAAAAAGGAGGGGGGGGUUGGCCACAGAGCAUGUUUUAUCUCUCAUCUAGUAGUCAUCAUCUGUAGGCCUGUAAGUUAUUCAUAAGGAAAGAUAGUUUAAGUUAUUAUAAGGAAAAGCCAGGAUUGUGAUCUCAUUUUUUGAUUGGAGGUGCUGUGACGCAGGGACAGGUGAAAUGGUUUCCCCACAGUGUCAUGCCUUGAGUUGUGCCAGGGGAGGUUCAGGUUGGAUAUUAGGAAAAAUGUCUUAGGAAGAAUGGUGAGGUGUUGGUGCAGGCCACCCAGGGGGGUGGUGUAGUCACCGUCCCUGGAGGUAUUAGAAAUGCGUGGACGUGGCACUGAGGGAUGUGGUUAGAGGGCAUGGUGGGGAUGGGCUGAUAGUUAGACUAGAUGAUUUCAGAUGUCUUUUCCAACCUUUAUGAUUCUAUGUGGCAUGUGCAAUAGGUCCCAGUUCCUACUACAUGCCCAGCAAAGUCCCCGGCCCACUGAGCCAUUCACUCCUCCACUGCACUAUUUCAUCUGCUUCCCUACUCCACAGCAAAGAGCAUAAUUCAGGUUUCUUGCAUCCUUCCAGCUACAGGUCUGCUACAGAGGAUGCUGCUUCCUAAGUGAUAAUGGAGUUCCAUAAAGCAUCCCAGAUUGACAACUUUUACUAGAACCUUAUGUUUCUUGAUUGUUUUAAAAGACAAAUAUAUAUCUUCUACUCCCACGUCAUGUAGAAGGAAAGACGCGUUACUAUCUAAAUGUGGCCAUUGAAGGAUAGCAAAACCUUGUUUGCCACUCAGCAUUGGCUAUACUUUCCUUCUCCAAGUUGAGAAAUGGUGAGGAGCUCAGCGGGUUCUAAAAUUGUUCUGUGUUUCUGAUCGUUUUGUUUCCUUAAUUAAAUUCAAAACUCCAGUAUUCAGAGAAACUGCAGACAGCUCCGGGGAGAACUGAAAAAGUGGAGGAAAAUUUUGUCAAUUUUUAUUUCCAGUUAAAUCAUAACAGAGACUGGUGGCUACGGAAACACAAUAUGUCCACAUGGAUGUAGUCAAGGCACAAGAGACUAAAAGUAGAGACUCUCUGCACUGGUCAGAGCUUAGGCACUUUUUAUUGUUCCCUGGAAACCUCAUGGGGUCUCCUCACCAAGAUGUUCAGAAACAGCUUCAGAAGAGGCUGGGGACUUAAUUCAUGGCCUUUUUGCACCAGCUGCCACAGUGUUUCUCUCUAAUUUGGUAGAUAGAAGGAAGUUGCUCUGCCCUUACUGUCAAACUAAAUAUUGCCAUCUCCAGGCUUUGUAACAAAAUAAAUCAUCUUGUCUUCAUUUCUGGGGUGGCACAAUUCAAUUGUGGCCACCCUGGGCAUACGCCUUGGGCUUGUUUCCAUCUUUAUCCAACAUUAGCUGCCCACUGGCAGGCCUGAGCAAACCUACAGUAUCCCUGAUGAAGUUUGUCACAACGCGUUGAACGACACUGUAACUAAAUGGCAACGGUUUUCAUUACUACAGUCUUUGAUGUGAAGCAGAAACGUCGUCUUGUCCUGCUCCCAGUGGUCAGUGAAAACAUUUCGUUUUGAUAAGCCAACAAUGACCGUACUAUUCUGCAGCCUCACCUUUCUUAAACAAUUCUGAAUCUUUCUUCACAGGAUAUGCUUUCAAAACCUCUUCUCAGAUUUGUUGCUCAGCUCUGAAAUCUUUGGUUUGUGUACAGCCCUCCUGUGUGAGGAGGAGCAAAACAGCUACCUGAUGUGUCUCACACCCAACGACCAGCAUUAGCUUUGCCUUUUUUUGGAACAGCGUCAUACUGUUGACUCCUAUUCAGUCCGUGGCUCACACCCCGAGCUGCCUUUCUGCCGUGCUGCUGUCUGGCCAUUUAUUCCCCAUUUUCUCUUUGUGCUUUUGAUUUCCUUCUCUUAAGUGUAGCACUUUGUACUUUUCUUUACUGAGUCGUUGAUUUUCUCCAAUUUAGCGAGAUCAUUUUGAAUUCUCAGUCCAUCCGCCAAACUGUUUGCAUCCUCUCCCAGCUAGAUGAUGUCUGCAGAUUUUAUGAGUACUCUUUAUUCCCUCGUCACAGGUUGUUAAUGAAAAUACUGCAUCAAAUGGAUCCACACAGAUGUUGGGAGGGCCCGGUUGAAAAUUCUUCUCAGUACAACAAGGAACAAUUGAUAAAUGUUUCUAAAGGUAUCUUUGUAAUGAGUCAUGCACCUAUUUUUGAGGAUUUCAUCUUAACCGUGUUUUCUUUGUUUGCUAAGGAGAAUGUCACGUGGAGUGGUGUGAAAACCGUGUAACAAUCAAGACUGUUACCUCUUACCUAUGAAGAAGGGUAUGUGGAACCUGAUUUAACACAGAUAUAGGCUUGAACAAUUCUAUCAGUUUCCAAUCUUCAUUUCAAUCACUGCAAUUUUGUGUGUAACCAUAACCUCGGUAAUUGUCUUCUGUAUCUCAGUGAUUAAAGCUCAUUCAGUAUUCAGCCAAGUUUCAAGAAAACGUUUUCUUUCCUUGCUAAGACAAUAUGUAGACAGAAAUCAGAGACUUUUAACAGUCCCAGAUUCAGUGAGGGAGAUGUUGGCACCGUCUAAUACCCAUAUAGCUGUGAUAAACUCCUUUGCAAAAACAUGACAAUGUAGGUUGAUUCUUGAAGAUAUUUCCUCACUUUGUAGAAUCCCCAUUCAAGGAAGCACACUAAUGCGUGCUAAUAGUUGUGUAUGAUUUUAAUUUAUGUACUAUUCUGUAGUAGUAUGAAAUUCCUGAUGCAAUCAGUAUCAUUGCAAAAAAUAAAGCUGUUCUUACAAAUGAGUUACAAAUCCUCAUUAGCCAUCAGAUGUUACAUUAGACAAGCAUUUGCUGUAUCCUCAAUAUAUUAUGCAGCUUUUAGUGCUGUUUAUUGGUCACCUCUGUCCUUAACAGCCUCCAUCACCUUAGUAUUUAAGCAACUUGAUCCUGUAUGCCCUAGUAUUGAACAAUGGCCUACCUCUAAGAGAUGCUUUUCUUUUUAGGGAAACUAGUACAUCAUCUCAAGGAAUGAAUGGUUAUGAUUCUAUAACACUGGAAGUGACUAAUCCCAUGUUGUAAAUGGAAUAAAGGGAAAUGGAAUAUAUUUUGAGAACAAACAGUAAUCAUUGACACAGUAAUUUGCAUCCCUAGAUAUUAUAAUAAUGACUAAGUAUCACUUCCCCUUGUUUGCAUAAGGAAGAGUAGGCAGAGAAAUCCAGUGAUUCGGCUAUCGCUCAAGCGAGGCACUAGAAAAGACAGCAUAGGUCGCUUUACUUCAUGUUGUUUUCCUCUUUUUUACUAUGUCUUUGAAAUACAGCAUCACAAAAGCCAUGAUGCUUUUUAGCCCAAAAGUCUCUUUCGGUGUUUCACCAGUUUGUUCCACCACUAGCCUGGUGCCACAAGAGUUGGUCAAGACUAGUGGAGGUUUUGAGAGAGGCAGGGCACAGAGCGCUGCCUUCAGAAGAGCUAGCUUGGAUGGAUGACUUGGGAUUCCUGUCAAUUUGCAUGUAUUAAGUGCCAGCAGCCUCAAUCUGUGCUGUCUUGCUGAUGAAGCUAACAUAUUUCUGCUGCCUGGGGAAACUUCCUGCUCUUUAGAAAGCAAUUGCAAUUGUAAGGGCCAAAGUCUACUCAGCGACCCUUCUGCUUCAUGACCAACAUGCAGCACAGGAAGUACUCACCAAAAUUGGAUCCUGAAGGUAUGUUUGUGCAGAGGGCUGCUUUCACAAAUAUUUCUAGACAGGCAGUCUCUAGGAAGUCAGAACCACCGCAUCAGAGAUGGAUUAUUUGGGAGCUGAAAAGCAAAUAUGUUUAAUGUCUUAAUUUUUUUAGAAGAAAAUUAAGCACCUGAGGUAUGAUUUGCUUUGUACUAAAUGAAGGGAGGGGAAAAUGUCAUUAGUAGGACUGGUAAUAGCGUUCUAAGUUGUCUCUGAAUUUCACACUGGCUGCAUAUCACAGGACCAGGGCAAAUAGCAAUGAAUACAACCUUUACUUAGCUUCUCCUGACAAACAUACAGCAAAGGGUACAGCAGGCUUGCAUUGAUACGUGGCCAGGAGACGUACCUAGAAAAGGCAGUCACUUGUUAUUCUUGUUAUUUGUUUUCUUGUGGCUCUAGGCCCAAAAGGAAUAGCAAAAUGGGCAGAUCUUAAGACUUCACUGUGUGAGAGUAUGAUAAUCUCUAAUUAAGGUCUAUCUGGCCUUACUCCCCUUCUGCCUGGUUCGUGUAUCUAAACCAGGGGUUAGACUUUCCUGAAUAUGUGAGGUAAUUGUUACUGAGUGUGUGGCGUUCAACUGUGGGAAGCAGUGGAGAGAGGAGGAGAAUAUCUAGCUACUGAGCAUGUCUUCAUGGUGGAGAUGUCAUCCUGGCUCUUCUGUGAGCAAGCAUCUCAAUGUGUUUCAGGAUUGGUGGAAAACCAAGAAAUAGCAUGCAGCUAUGAAUCCCCCUGCCUAACGCCUGCCUGACAACUUUGCACACAUGCUGCACUCUUCUCCCUGCUCUUUCCUUCAAGCAAAAGUGCUGCCAGUGUUGCAAGUUCUCUAGCGUGAGAAUAACGCUGCCAUGCUGUGGGUUGAUCGGCACCCUUUGGGCACCACUGCAAUACAAAUGAAGAAAUGUUGGUUUGCAUUAGAGUAGAAGACCAGAAAUUCAGUGAUUCUGGCUCAUUAUCACAGUGACAGGUAGCUAGGAACAUCCUUACUUUUUCUAGUGCAGUUUUCAGCUGUUUUCUGAUUGUUGUUUUCUCUCUCUUCCCCUACAAUGCCCUCCCAGUGGCUCCUGCCAUUCUCCUGGUCCCAAGCCUUCUAUCACUCCCUGUUCCUGCCAAAGGGGAGGGAGAUCAUGGCUUAUUGGGGCUGCAGAGGAGGAAGAAGCAGGGGACAUCCAGCUAGCAAGGAAGGCAAAAGGGGAGAAGCAAGGGAGGGAAGACAGGGAGGAGAGCCAGAGACAUACUGGAAGGGGGCAGUGUAGAAAGGGAAAGCUGGGAGCUAAGCUGGAAGCAAACAAGGAAGAGAAGGGAAGCAGAGGAAGGCAGGAGGGACACUCACUGGGAUACAGGAAGGGACAAAGAGAGGAAAGAAAAUACCAAGAAAAGAUGAAGGAGAAAGGAGGCAAUUUAGAGAGGAGAGAACACAAGAUUAUGAGGGGAAGUAGGAUGAUUUGAGAUGUUAUGCAUUAGGAGGCAGGAGAGAAGGGAUGUUUCAUAGAGGGCAAUAAUUAAAGGUGGAAUUGUGCUUGGCACUGAGGAAAGCACUUAGGGCUGAAGAGAAAGAAAGAGGGAGAAGAAGGAUUAAAGGUAAAAAGUCAAAUCCUCGUGUGGAUCAGGGAGAUUUCAAGAGAAAUGGAAGAAAGAAAGAAAGAAAGAAAGAAAGAAAGAAGAAAAUGAAAGGAGAGGGAAGGGGAAGGAAAGGGAAGGAAGGAGAAAAAGAAAAAAUUCCUAUGAGCAAGGAAAUAGAAGAGAAAUCAACAAAAGAGAUCACUAAUCUAAAAUACAGCAUGAGAAAGAGGGAUGAUUGUAUGAAUCGUGAAGGAAAGAGAGAAGUAAAGGAGGAAGGGAGAGUAGCCUUGGAAUAUAUCAGAAUUCUAGUCUAAAAGAGAUCCAAACAGAAUCUUUAUUUAAAAAAUAAAAAAUAAAAAUUCAAACAACAAUAGGAACACAGAACUUUUUUAAACACUGAAAUACUUUUGAAUGCAUUUAGCCUCUUUUUCUGGUCCGAGCCCUUGUGGCCCUUACAUUCUCUAUAAAAUCCCUGAUGUACCGUAGAGCCCUUCUCUACAAAAAGGACAUCAUGUAAAGCCACACACUUGUUACUGAACCAGCAGUAGGGAGGAAAGAAGAUCCCUCCAUGUGUAAACCCCAUUAUCCUCCCCAUUACUUAACAUAAUUUGCCUUAGGCAGCAAGUUGAAUCCUCCAAAUAUUCGCUGCAGUGAGAGAUACAGAGCGAGGAACUCACUUAUCUUUUCAGGUGGAUUUCACAGUCUGGUUUUCUCUCUUUGUUCUCUCUUCCUCCCUGGUUCUCUUGUUUUUCUUUUAUCUUUCCCUUUCACGUUUUUCAGCCCAAUUUCACUUUCUGCCUGCUGUUCUCAAACAACUUACUCAGUUUCUGGUUAUAUUUUCCUUGCCGCCUGUCACCCACCCUCUGCUGAUGCCCUCCAGGGGUUCCUUCAUUGUCCAUGCCACCCCUUUGCAUCUCUGCCUCUCCCUCCAGGUGAUGACCUCCAUAUGCCAUCCCCUACCUGAGCAUGUGCACUGCCUGUGUCACCAGGACUGGGUGCGUGUCUUCCCAGGGUAACUCCAAUGUCUCGUUUCUUCUCAUAGAAGGGAAAUAUCUGCAACUGUAUAGAUCCCCUUUGGACACCUAUAGAAAGGAAUAUCCACCUCUAUCACAUACACACCUAUUACACAUCUAUUCUCUAUUUGCUUUCAUUUCAUCUCAUGGUCUCCGGUCUUCGCUGCUUUGUUUAUUUGACCUUCUCUUCUGAUCCAAGUAUUUGAUCUGAAGUUAAAAAAAAAAACAAAACCCUGCAGGUUGGACUAGAUGAUCUUAGUGGUCUUGUCCAAACUUCAUGAUUCUAUUGAGGCUAAUGGACUGAGGUCUGGAGAUCUCCCUGAAUGCCAUGCCUACCCUGCAUGCCACUCACAAAAUCACUGCAGGACAUCCAUGAGGCGUCCUGUCCUUGCCAAACUGAUAUGUCUCACGUAAGCCCAAAUGAAGGCUUAAAGGAUACUUCUGAAAUGUGGCAGUCUGAGGUCUCAUCCACAGCCGUGGGACUGAGGAACCUUAGGUGGUCCUAGAGCAGGUAUCUUGGUGCCCUUGUAAUAGGACCUUGUAAGAGGUGAGGAAUCAGUAAACCAUAAAGAGGCGAGGAAUCUCAGCCUUCAAAUUGCUCUGUUCUGGGCCUCACCACAGGCUGCACCCUGGACUGCAGACGUUGGCACCCACCCGGGUACCAAUCUGCCCUAGCCCACACACUCUUAAGAUAUCCUUGAUCCCAUAGGUAGGGGAGUCACAGGGACCUUCCUCAACCCACACCACUCAGAGUCUCCCUCAAGUGACACAUCUUGAAAUGCCCCUAGCUGAAGUCAACAGCAAAGAGCUUUCUACGUGUGCUGCAAAAUAAUAACACAGGAGAAAGCAGACGGCGCUUGUAGAGGAUUCUUCAUUACUGCAUUCAGAUUUUUCUUCCAGAUGAAGAUAAGGACUGUAUUUGAAUAAUCCUAAUGCUGCAUGCUUUCUUCCGGCACUGGUGUAACCCCUUUGCAUAUGUGGAGCCCAGGGUUAGGAGUGGCAGUAGGAGUGAGACAGGUAUUGGCAAAGGGCUUGUUUUCUCGUGGGGAUAAGAGCUGGAGUUUGUUAAUGCCAGUGCUGUAUAUUAUGUUUUUAGGAGUGAAAAUGCUCCGUCUUUUCCUUAACUGUCUACACAGUGCCCAUAAAAUGUGGCUCUUAUUUCAAUCAGAAGCUGGUGCUGCUGUCCCAUGGCAAACAUCGUAUGUCUGGAACAGUUCUGCCAGGGUGAGGAUCCCCCGCUUCCCAGCAUGAGUGUGUGUGCCUCCAUCAUUACAAAGCACAUCUCAGGGGCAGCUGAACCUUGAGCCGUUGGAUGUGGAAUGACGCUAUUAUCUACCUAAUCAUGCCAUUUUAUUCUCAAUACCAAAACAAAGAAGGAGCCUCUAAACUUCUCCAGUGCAUAUCAGAGGAUCAGGACAGGCUGACCUGGCAGGCAGAUUUCCCACCAAGCAGUUCGCACCGACAGCCAAAGAAAGAGGCACGAUGAAUUGGGAAGCCAAAAAUCAGCAAAAAAAUCUCUGCUGCUUCUGCAGCUGCCUGAUGGUGAAAAGGAGCCAUCUCGAUGCCAGAAGGAGAUAAUCCGCUGACAGCCGGUUAUGCUAGUAAAGAUAAAUAAACAGCAGCUAUUUGAUCCCCUCCAAGGACACCACGGUAGAAGGGGUGUAACUUCCCAUCCCUCAGCUCUUUGCAAACAGCAGAGAAACGUUUGUUUCUGGGAGAUAAUUAAUUUAUUUCAGUCUGGGGCAAAAGAAGAAUUGCUGAAGGCCAGGGUAGGCUGGAAAUAGUGUUUUAGCACCUUUGCAUAUUUGGACAUUUUUCCUUGAAUUCCUCACUAAAUCUGUACAGGAGGCAUUUCUUCUCCACGAGGACAGGCAGUGUUUGAGGUCUCUCAUUUUAUCCAUUAAGGUUAAUGUUCUUAAUACAGUCUUCUCAUCUAUGCCAGAAAGGAUUCCCUGAGGAAUUUAAAACUUUUGAAUGAAUUCCCCAGAAAUAUCCAUUGAUAUAAUUAUUCCCAGGCACUGUAAGUUCAGUUCUGCUAGAAAGAAGCAAGCAUCCCGUGCACGUGAGGGAAGACAUGGUUCAUGUGAAACUAGGGAGAUAAAAAUUCAUUUUCCGAGCCUCGAUAUAUUUAGCAGUGCUGCAGUUGUUGUGGUUUAAGGAUGUAGAAGAGCAAAUGAUGAAGGUAGUAUAUACCAUUAUCACUAGGAAACACAAGCGAACUUUUAGGUACGCAAGCCUUUCCUUAGGUCCAAAGUGGAAGAAGCAAACUUCAAGUUAAAUAUAGAUCUGUAUGUUGCAGAGAACGUAUUUUCCAUAGAGGGAGGACUUGUCAGUCCCUCUGAGGUGAAACUAAACCAGCCAUUUGCCAUGUGGUUUCCAUGCAAAUGCCCAAAUGGUCCUUUGCACAGAUGAGCAUGAGGAUGCUGUUUUGGUGAGUAAGGAUGAGUGAUACAAUUCCUCCCUGGCCCUCAAGCAGCCCCCUUGCACAAGUCCUGUUAGAACGAUCUAUUCUUUAUUAAAAGAUAAACUGUUUCCUACUCCCAUAAAUACGAGUGGGGAUGUAAGGACUAUUUUCAUUCUCAGAGGUUUGUGAAAUAAAAACAAAACAAACCACAGCGUGAGAAGUUUCAUUCUAUUGAAGCAGAGCAGAAGGCACACCAAGUCUGCGUACCAUGGGCACACGUGAAAAGAGAAGUCUCCUCCAAUGAUUUUAUUUCCCCUCUGGAGGAAGAAGAAGAAAAAAAAAGUAACAUCUUUUGUUCCUGAACUUGUACCUGUGACAAUCUAUGGGAGCUGUUGAGUCAUGGCCUGAACCACUGAUUGAGCACCUGGGGAAAGGACCCGGUCAGCCCUGGGAGCACAGGUGGAGGCAAUUCAGCUGUGUGACCAGAAGGGGUGGAGUUUGUCUGCACCUCUCAGGUAUCAUUUAAGGGCUGACUGCUUCUGAGGAAAGAUCUCUGGUUGGUGAUCUCUCCUUUGUGGAGCUUUCCCAAUGAGCCUCAAUCUUCAGGUAGAAGGAGGGGGUAGAAAGCUGAAGGGAAUAACUUCCUCAAAACUGCACUGGUGAAGAGAAGAAACCAGGAACUAAAGGCACUGGAAUCAGCAAAGACAUAUCUAGAGAAAGUGGAGAAGGUAGAGAAUGGAGCUGCAGACUCUACAGGAGGCUCUGAAAGUGGAAAUUCAGGUUCACCAGAAACUGGUUGCCCAAAUGAAGCAAGAUCCGCAGAAUGCUGAUUUGAAGAAACAGCUUCACGAACUUCAAGCCAAAAUCACAGCUCUGAGUGAGAAACAGAAAAGAGUGGUGGAACAGCUUCGAAAGAAUUUGAUAGUGAAGCAGGAACAGCCAGACAGUAAGUUUCAAAUACAGCCAUUGGCACAGUCAGAAAACAAACUACAGACGCCACAGCCACAACCACUACAACAGCUACAGCAACACCACCAUCAGCAGCAGCAGCAGUCUACUGCACCCUCUCCAAACGUGAUUGGAUCACAGAAAACGGUAACUACAGCUUCUAUGAUCACCACUAAGACACUACCUCUCGUCUUGAAAGCAGCAACUGCGACCAUGCCUGCCUCCGUUGUGGGUCAGAGACCUACCAUUGCCAUGGUUACUGCUAUCAACAACAACCAGAAAGCAGUCCUCAGCACUGAUGCGCAGAAUGCACCGGUCAACCUCCAGACAACAAAUAAGGUCACUGGGCCAGGAGCUGAGACAGUCCAAAUAGUGGCGAAAAACACAGUCACUUUGCAGGUUCAGGCUACACCCCAGCCCAUAAAAGUGCCGCAGUUCAUCCCUCCUCCCAGACUCACUCCUCGUCCAAAUUUUCUUCCACAGGUUCGACCUAAACCAGUUGCCCAAAAUAACAUUCCUAUUGCCCCAGCACCUCCUCCAAUGCUUGCAGCUCCUCAGCUUAUUCAGAGGCCUGUGAUGUUGACAACAAAGUUCACACCCACCUCUUUACCCAACUCUCAGAACUCCAUACAUCCAGUUCGUGUAGUUAACGGGCAGACAGCAACCAUAGCCAAAACUUUCCCUAUGGCACAGCUCACCAGCAUCGUGAUAGCAGCACCGGGUACCAGGCUUGCUGGACCUCAGACUGUACAGAUCAGCAAACCAAACGUUGAAAAACAGACUAUUAAACCACAUGUGGAAGCAGAAGAGAAGCAAACAGAAAGUCGUACAGUUACUCCACCUGCUGCACCGAAGCCAAAACGAGAAGAAAAUCCACAGAAACUUGCCUUCAUGGUGUCUCUAGGACUAGUUACUCAUGACCAUCUGGAAGAAAUCCAAAGUAAGCGACAAGAGAGGAAAAGAAGAACAACAGCAAAUCCAGUAUACAGUGGAGCUGUUUUUGAGCCUGAGCGCAAGAAGAGUGCAGUCACGUACCUGAACAGCACAAUGCAUCCUGGAACGCGUAAAAGAGGUCGUCCACCUAAGUACAACACGGUGCUGGGGUUUGGGGCUUUGACGCCCACGUCCCCUCUGUCCAGUUAUCCCGACUCCCCUGAAAAUGAAAAGACAGAGACCACAUUUACUUUUCCCGCGGCUGUUCAGCCUGUGUCCCUGCCUAGCCCCAGCUCCACAGACGGUGAUAUCCAUGAGGACUUUUGCAGUGUUUGCAGAAAAAGUGGACAGUUGCUGAUGUGUGACACAUGUUCACGUGUUUAUCACCUGGACUGUCUGGACCCACCUCUGAAAACCAUUCCCAAGGGCAUGUGGAUCUGUCCCAAAUGUCAAGACCAGAUGUUAAAGAAAGAAGAAGCAAUCCCAUGGCCAGGAACUUUAGCAAUUGUUCAUUCAUAUAUUGCGUAUAAAGCAGCAAAAGAAGAAGAAAAACAGAAACUACUUAAAUGGAGUUCAGAUUUAAAACAGGAAAGAGAACAACUAGAGCAGAAGGUCAAACAGCUCAGCAAUUCUAUAACGAAAUGCAUGGAAAUGAAGAAUACCAUCCUUGCAAAACAGAAGGAGAUGCACAGCUCCUUGGAGAAGGUAAAACAGCUGAUCCGCCUCAUCCAAGGCAUCGACCUUUCAAAACCCAUAAACUCUGAGGUCAAUUCAGUAGCCAUCUCCAAUGGCAUGGACUCCACUAACAAUACUAAUGCUGCCACCUCCACCUUAGCCCCCUCCCCUUCCCAGAGCUGCAUGGUGAACUGUAACAAGGGCGAUGAGACUAAAUAACACAGUGAAGUUCAGAAGGAGCCAAGGGAGGUGGCGGCGAGGAGGAGAAGCAAAAUAACAAAACUCUAGAAAAGCAAAACCGGAUUUCUUCUGGAAAGUGCAGAAUUCUUUAGUUCUUUGGUUCCAGAGAGAGCGUGAAGAUGCUUGUGCCAGGCGGCACCGGAGUUUGCCAAUUGAUCCUUCUUAUUCUGUGUGUACAUGCAAAGUUUGGAUCAUGUUACAUGAAUAGUGCCAGCUGGGGGUUCUUUGCCAGCACCAUGCCAAGUGAAAUAAUAUAUUUACUCUCUCUAUAUUUUACACCAGUGUGUGCCUGCAGCAGCCUCCACAGCCACUAUAGGUUUGUUUUAUUUUUGUUUGGGGUGAGGAGCAGGGAUAAGGGAGGAGAGCAGGUUUCAAAUCCUUAUUUGCAGAACAGUUUGUUUAGCUAGGGGAAAACAAAAACAAGUCCAAAGAGCCUGUGGGCUUUUCCUGUUUCUAAACUCUCAGUACUAUUAAACCAAAAAAAAAACAGAAAUAUAAAUUAUCAAAUCCCAGUGCCCAGAAGGGACAAGUCUAUCAAAUAAACAGUAUUUACUAUUGUUUAGACAGGAGAUGUACAAAAGGAAAGGAGAUGGACUUUUCACUGAGUAACCAGCACAUGUACAGGCUGAAGAUCUGCUGUCCCAACAGCUUUGGGUUAAAUUGUACUUCUUCACAUCAGAGAAACACAUGCUUUGCAGAACUGAUUCAAAUCUUCACUCUCAUCCAGAAAGCCUCUGUUGGGAAUGGGAGAAUAGAGGGCCAGAAUCCAGGGUCAGCUUGGAGUGUUGGAUGGAGGUGUCCCAAGAGAAAAUGUGCAUCGAUUACUUGAAAAUGAGAUUCCAACCCUUUUCUAUAUUUAUAAACAACAAAACUGUCCUGAACAAAGUAGCACAUGACCCAGAUGUGUGAACUGAACAGAGAAAUGUCCUUUUCUUUCACUUCUUUUCUCUUCUUUUGGUAACAAGAACUAAAUAAGGAAUAGAAAAGCUGUUUUUCAGGCUGACAGUCUAAUUAAAGAGGUAGAUGGGACCUUGCAUGGUAUAGAUUAGAAGUAAUAGUGUCAGUGAGAUACAGUGAGUCUUUGUGAGUCCUUGUGUCAUCGUUUUGGGCACUGUUUUUUUAUGCAAGGGCAAAAUCUUUGUAUCUGGGGGAAAAAAAAACAACUUUUUUAAAUUAAAAAGGAAAAUAAAAGAUAUUGAGUUCUUCCUAGUGUUACUUAAAAUAAGAUCAAGGUAAGAAACAUUGUAAAAAAAAAUUACAAAAGUGCUAUUUGUUUCCUAAACAAGUGAUUUCUAUUAAAAAGGUGUCAGAACUGGAGAAAAUGCUGUGUACUUAGAAUUUUUUAACACAGACUUUGCUUAUUUAUGAUGACAUUCUGCUGUGUUUGUGUUUUAAGAUCCAACGGGACAGUUUCCCUAGAUUAUACCAUACAUGCUACUGGCUAAACCCUAAAGAGAAUCAAAUCCACAGCGCUGGAUCUCACCCCACCUGGAGGAUCUGCCUAGCUUGUCUCUGCUGUUACCGUAUCUCCCCCCUUCCUUGAUGUGUGUGUAACCCAGAGAAAAGCACUGGCAGUGUACUUGCUUAAGGCUUUAAUGCUUUUGUGAUAUGGACUGAUUAGAGCUUGAGAAUGAAAGAGAGUUUGUUGGACUGAAGUCACCUUUCGUUAUAUCCUUUAUUUAAGAAGUUCAUCUCUUGUGUAUAACCUUUUCACUAUAGGUAGCAAAGCUUUCCUUGUGCUCCUGUUACGGUGGGGUCUGUCUCAGCAUAGAGUACUGACUCGUGUCGCUUAGGGUCAUGUCACAGAGCUGCCCAGUUUCACUGCUGCAUGGAAAUGUUUGGGCAAACUCUGGUUCCACUGGAAGUGCUGGCAAAACUCCUGUUGCUCCCAGUGGGAGCAGAGCUGAGCCUCUCCCCAGGCAGCACGAGGCCAGGACCCUGCUGUGGUGCCCUCCAGAGCGUGCAUUGGGCAGUCCUGCCCAGCCACUGAUCCUUCUGGAAAAGAGAAAGCCUUGCAUUUCAGGGCUGCAUUUCUGAGCAAGAAGUAGCAAAUGCUCCAAACACUACGUAGCCUGAAAGAGUCUCCUUGCUGCCACAGCCAAGCUUCCUUCUGCAGGAUUCUUGGCUCUGCUGUCUUCCCUUUCCUUUGCUCACCCUCCUGACCUUUAAGGACUUCUCCUAGGACUGUGUGCUAUUUUCAGAACUGAGCUCAGAACCGAUAUCCUGAGUUCUCACAUUUGUCUGUAGCUUGGGAAAAUGACUCUUACAUGCACGAGCCAGCUAAACCUGUGAUAACCUCAACCCACGGUUUGGAUAUUUGCUAGCAGAGCUGUAGGAUCAAACGGAUCAAACUGAAAACGUCCUGCUUGCAUCAACCCAAUUACCAAUUGAAGUCACUACCAUCGGGCAGCCUGGCCAGGAUCUUUUCUAGUUGGUUGCUUGGGCAACUCCCCUUCUUCUGAACCAUGAAGUGCAUUCCCAGUAUCAUCAUGACAGCAUCUUCAUGUUCUCAUGUUCUUCUUUCUGGUGCUAUUUUCUGAGCUCUGCUGCGAGUGCUGCACUCCUUGGAUGUAGUAAGCUGCUGGAAGACUUGAGAGUCCUUCUGUUUGCUUUGCUGGUUCAGGAAGGGAUGAGAAUGAAAUUCACUGGUGGCUGCAUUUAAAUCAGAGCACAGUUACCCAGCCAGGAGAUGUUACAACAGCUGUUACUGCUUUUUCAAGGCAUCUGCUUGCCUUUAGAAACUGUGUAGAUAAGUACAGACUUUUAUCUCCUUUUUCUUACAGCGUUGCGUUCCAGACUGUCAAAGGACACCUUUAGUUAAUCAUUGCCUGGCAGAGAAAUGACCUCGACUUAGACUUUUCAGUGCUGCUGGGUAGUUUUUGCUCCCUGAUCCUGUUUGAGCGCUUUCCCUCCCGGCUCUGCAGCAAUACCAGUCAACAGGCAAAGAGCAUUCCCAGGGCUGUGCUGACAUUGGCAACGAUGUUGGUACAUAGGCAUGAGUAAACGUCUGCCCACUUAGCAGCAAUGAGGUAGAAGGGGAAAUGGUAUUUGCUAAAUACAGAUGGAAACGUUUUGUUUUCUGCCUGCUCUCAGAGUUCCCAGCGAAGGGCGAAGUUCAAACUUUUUGACAACUUCUAAGUUUGAGCUUUCCUGUUGGAUUUGUUGGGUGGUUUUUUUGUUGUUGUUGUUUUUUUUUUUUUUUUUUCUUUCUCAUGUAGCAUUUGAGACAGGCUGAGUUGGUAUUAGAACUUCUCUUCAAGAAGCUGUCAUAAUGACUGGCAUUUUGGAUUUCCAAACCACCAUAAAGGUAACAACUAAUUCUGAUGUCAUCGCUUGUCAUUAGUGGGAAGUAAGUGGCUUUUAAAUCUCACUCGUAAAGGAGGAGAAGAUGAGACCACAGAGGAAGCUCCUAUCAGAGAUGUUCCUGGCGCUCAGCCCAGCGCUAAGGGCUUUCAGAAGUCAUCCUGCUGCUUUAACUGCUCAGAAAUAGAAUAAGAAUUGCAGCAGCAGUUUUUCCCCUCUCCUCGCAAUCUGUUCUUUAAAACAGCUGGAAAAGUAUGGUGUGGUCAAAGCCUGAAAACAAGCAUGUGAUCUGGCCGGAAGAAUUAGUGCUACCAUUAGGAUCCUCUUUCCUUUUGUUUAGUGCCAGCAGAGCUUUUAGCACUGUGCAAAACGCGAUGAAGGCAAUCCUUCCAGGGAUGAGUGGUGCGGAUGGUUCUUUGUUAGCCAAGAGUUACCAUGACGGUAGGAUGAACCAAUAGUUUGCAUGAACACAACAAGGGUUUUGUCCUUUGAACAAGUGAAUUUCUGUCAGUGGGGACAUGAGUUAAAAGGCACCUGCCUAGAAAUUAAAGAGGUGAUGAUUUUACAGGCAGUGUUGGCUGUUUUGAUGGCAGGAAAAAUGAGCCGGUAUUUUAUACUUCUCAACUGAGCAGGCUUGAGAGAGCAAAUCUGUAUUCCAGCUGUCUAGGUGUGUAGACCCUAAUUCUGGUCUCUUUGGCUUCAAAAUCAUCUUCUUCCCUGGAUGGAGGCAGAGGCAGCCCCAAAAAGCAAUAUGGUCAACAUUGGGGAGGACCCAGAGUGAAGUCUCCCUGUUGGUCGCACCAUGCUGCGGCAACCCACAAUACAGGGAGUAAAUGCUGACAUCCCCUUCUCAUGGGGAUGCAGUGGAAAAUACCUGUGACUUUGCAGUGCUCAUUUCUCUUUCCUUUUGUUUCCCAGCUGGGUGGGGUCCCUGCCCCCUUUGCUUCUGAAGCACUGGUGACGAAUAGCUCUUUUUUUAAUGAAAUGUGUUUUUAGAAGAUCAUUUUCGGAUGUCAAACCAAAUUCACUCUUUCUCUGGGGGCUUCCCUCUGCCAGCUGCUCAGAUAACCACUCAAAUACUGAUGUUACACUUCCUGGUGGACCGUGCCCCUUUGGGCAGACUUUGUCUUGUCCUUUCAGAACUGUUCUGACCCUUCUUCACCUCCCUUUUGUCCUCCUUGGGGAUUCUGAAGACCCAGGGCGAGGUCAGCCUUGCUGGGUUACUGCAGAGAGUUUUCUGACAGAGCCGUUAGUAGAAACUCUGCUGAAGAGUCAGGAAUCUGGAGAAAGACGUCACCGUUGUGUCGCGCAGCUGAUUCAUUUGGCACUGAGGCUUGCCUGGCCAACAAACUACCUCAGCAAAGGCCAUUCCCAAGCACCACGUGGAUUCUGUAGUCAUUCAGAAGGCAAAAUGUCUCCAAAGAAGCCUUGCAAGCAGCCAGCUAGGUGCCGGCCUCUGAAUGCGUGCGAGCGAGCCUUAUAGCAGCGCAUUAUCAAACGUUUGCUUUCACUGAUCAGACCUGGGCCAGGGAAUGCCCUAAAAAAUCAGGUGGGAUCAGGAAAACACAAGAGCUGCAGACGUCUUGUCUCCAGGUUAUUGCCGUCUUACUCAGAUCCUUCUUUGAGCCUCAGUCUUGUUUGUAACGCCUACAGAAUGGAAUGUAAUACUUGAAAAUAUGACUCUCGUUAUCCUUUACCUUUAGCUCCCGUUUCCCAGUGUUUAUCUUUCAUCUGGGACAAGAACUUUCUGCAUCGUUGUGUCUUGUAUAGGCUGAGCACAUAGCUGAAACUUGCCAAUAAAGAGAAUUAUUUAUACCAUG